Messenger RNA from Vitis riparia (riverbank grape), 3561 nucleotides. Its product is annotated as triadin. Gene Ontology annotation, cellular component: Ino80 complex. Gene Ontology annotation, biological process: chromatin remodeling. The transcript is spliced from 8 exons. NCBI's taxonomy places the organism in Eukaryota, Viridiplantae, Streptophyta, Magnoliopsida, Vitales, Vitaceae. The record is from RefSeq and is a predicted model, not a curated record. Bases 504 to 2321 code for a protein of 605 amino acids.
AGGUGAUAGAGAGAGAAACUCUAGUGAGAGAAAGUAGAGAGAGAGAGAGAGAUAGAGAAAGGAGAGGAGCGAGUUGGGUGAGUGAGUGGAAUCGGUGGUGUGACCGAAUCAACAAAAACACAGGAGACAAAGCCAACAAAAAACACAGGCCGUGUGGGGUGGUGUGGUGUGGUGUGGUAUGUAGUAUAAAGGAAAAAACAUGGAGAAGAUUAUUAAGAAGAGUCUUCUUUACCACUCCUACUACUACCACGACUCCUCUUCUCCUGAUCAUACUAUUUAUCCGCACCAAACUACAUCACCACCCACUCUAAGACUCUCCCCUUUCCCAUUCAAAUGCCAUCUCAAUUUUCUCCAUCUUUUGCUCAACCACUCGCUCUUUCUCCCUCUAUUCUCCAUCUCUGGGUCUUUUAUUCAGAAAAGUUCCAAAGUUGCUGCAUUGCAUGAUUUUUAUGAGUUUCUUUCAUCUCAUUAUCUGAGAAGUAAUCGCACUAAAGGACCUUGGUAUGGAGGAGUUUGGUGGUACUCGGUUAGAUGGUAUCGGCAACACUGUGAGGAAGAAGAGAAGUCGAGCUUCCCGUCGACCAAGACCUGAGUCUCAGCCACAUACUGAAAGUUGGGAUCAUUCAUCAACACCGCCUUCAGAUGAUGUGUGCAAGGUCUCAAGUGAUGAAAAUGCUGCUUGUGAUGCUAGUUCUAGGAGGAAGGAGUUCAACCUUAAUCAAUGCGCUGCAAAGGCUGUUUCUGUUGGUAGAGCUGAAUGUGAAAGCCCCAACAAAAGGAUCAAGAAGGAAGAUGGGGGUUGUAAUGCAAUGUUUGAUUGUGAAGGUUUGGGAGAUAGUAACGAGAGUGGUUUGAGAGAUAAUAAUGAACAAGGACGAGGUAGGGUGAAUAAUAAGAGGUGCAGUGAAGGGGUCCUUGCCCCGGCUAACUGGAAAAGCAUAGGCAAGGUGAAGGAAAGUCCGGAGCCACAAUCAAGAGCUACAGAUCAUCCAAGUCAAAGGAAUGGUGAAAGUCAGAGUUCAAGGCAGUCAGGAGUGGAUUUGGAUGGAUCAGGACAUGAAAGCAAGGUUAAAAAGGUUAAACUCAAGGUUGGUGGUGUCACACGCACAAUUCAGGCUCAGUCCUUAUCUAAUGGUGCAGCGUCAGGUGGAUCUUCGAGAAAAAGUUCUCGAUCCUCAGAUGCCCCCCGACCACGCCAGAAACUGAUUCUUCAGGACAAUUCAGAUGAUAGCCAUUCUCCUCCAGAUAAGCGGAGUGGCUUGCAAGGAAUCCCAUGGAGAGAUUUCUCAAGAGGUGGUUUUAGCCUUGGAAAGGAGGAUUCUUUAAUGGGGAAGAUCUCAGGAAAGCAAGGAGACAAAUCAGAUCCAGUUCGUAAGAGCAAACGGGUCCCUAAGAGGCGUGUAUUAGAUGGGGCAUUUGAUGAUGACGAAGAUGAUGAAAUACGAUACCUGGAGAAACUCAAGACUUCGAAGGUUACUGCAGGAAAUAAAGAUGAUGAGGAAGAAUCAGGCAAGAAACCACGGAGGGUUUCUAAGAUGAGGACAAUUGAUGGUAAGAAAGAUGAAAAUUUGGGAUCAAGCAAAGAUGGUAAGAAGAAGUCAAGAUCAGAUAGAGUAUCUGAGGAAACAGAUUAUGAGGAAGAACAAGAAGACGAAGAAGUGAUAUCUGAUAGUGAACUUGAAGAAAACAAGAUGAAGAAACUGAGGAAAGAAUCUGUUGAUUCAUUGUCGGAAAGUAAGAGGGAAAUGACUCUCACAACACGUCAAAGGGCUCUUCAGUCCGGUAAAGAUGCCUCUUCUGCCCCUGGUGCAAGCCUAAUUGAGUUUCCAAAUGGGUUGCCUCCUGCUCCAUCUAGAAAGCAAAAGGAGAAACUUUCUGAAGUAGAGCAGCAACUAAAGAAAGCUGAGGCUGCUCAGAGACGUAAAAUGCAAGUUGAGAAGGCAGCUCGGGAAUCUGAGGCUGAGGCAAUUAGAAAAAUACUUGGUCAAGAUUCAGGUAGGAAGAAGCGAGAAGAUAAGAUGAAGAAGCGCAGGGAAGAAUUGGCACAGGAGAGGGCUGCUAAUGCUCUAACACUCCCAUCAAACACCAUCAGAUGUGUCAUGGGUCCAACUGGCACCGUUCUUACAUUCUCAAAGGAUAUGGGUCUUCCUAGUCUAUUUGACCCCAAACCUUGCAAUUAUCCUCCUCCUCGGGAAAAAUGUGCCGGCCCUUCAUGUACUAACCCAUACAAGUAUCGGGACUCCAAGUCAAAACUUCCGCUUUGCAGUCUCCAUUGCUACAAGGCAAUCCAUAAAAGGAUGCAAGCUGAAACUACUUGCUGAUGUUACAGUCUUUCCCUUGCCAUUGUGCAUGCAGAAUCCUGGGUGUAAUCCACCACCAUGCUGAGCCUUGUCCGUUAAUUGUUCCUCUUCCCUGGAUUACGAAGUCAUGUAGAUUCUUGAAGUUGAUCCACUGCAGUAGCUCUGGUUUCAGCCACAUUCUUGGACCUCCAGGUGCGACAAUCAUCCCAUCUAUCUGAUGUGGCAUCAAAGACUUUGAUCAGCUUUUAGAACUCGCACUAUUAAGCUUUAACCAGCUAAUUAGAGUUUUCUAGAUGCGUAAUUUUGGAACCUGAAGGACUAGUCCUGGUUCACAAGGUCCUUGCAGUGUAAUUGGACUGAUGAGGAGCCGAAAUUUAGAUGGGAUCUUAAUUGUUGCAUUCUUGACUGCACAUGCUGCAGACCACGUCACUUGAAAUGCCUGAUCAUAGUCAUAAAUGUCCAAAUCUAGUAUUACACUAUCAAAGAAAGAUACUAUUGUAUACCAUCUGAAAGAAAUACGAUUCUGAAAACAAAAUUUUAAACUCAGUUAUAUACAAAAUAUGGUAGGUAGCACUAAUUUGGUUUUUGGUAUUCAGAAACCUUGGAGUCAUCGGAAACUCCAUCACCCCUUGCUCCAAAGGAUGGGACAUCAAAGAUAGGGCUAUAAGGUUGGUAGGAAUCAUAUACUGAGCUGGAUGAAGAACCAUGUCCUAGAUUAUGGCUGCCUCCUUUGAUGGGGUUUUGAUGUUUUGUUCCCCAACCAUGUGCAGUUCUUGCAUUCAGAGCACUUGAUGAGAAGAGGAAAAUCUGUAUCGACAGGAGCCAAUAAUGAAUGGGGUUCGGGACUCCAUUAUUGGACAUUCUUUUGUGACAGAAUUUAAGACCCAAGGGAAAUGAUUCAUGAAAGGGAUAUAUAUAUACACCUGUGAAUGGUAAUGAAUAUAAAAGGUUGGCUGUUCAAUGACAAACUGCAAAUAAUUUGGAUUGUUUUCUUCUUUUACUAUUUUUUUGGUUGCUGAGAAGCACACACAUUUCUCUGUAUUUCUUUUGAAAUGGAAAAUGCCUUGUUAGUAGUGCAUUUUGGUGGUCCUUCUCUUGAGGGAUGGAUGAGUGAAAGAACUUGUAGCUCUGAGGCUAACUGUCUGGACCAACUUUCCUACAUCUAUAGUUAGGGGACUAGGCCGCGCAUGCUCAGAGCCUCCAUAUUUGACUGUUACUGCAACAAUACCCUUAUCUAUUGUGUCCAAAAUAUUCCUGUGAA